UUCUUUUCCGCUGCUCUGCGCUCUGCUCUGCUCCGCUCUUCAUCACACGCCGCACGGCGCACGCACCCACCACCAUCACGCCUCCGACUCCUCCGGCACUUCUCUGCUCGCUCGCCCCUAUCCAUCCACCCCCCACCACCUCUUCCCCCUCCCCACGCCUCCUCUCCCCUCCCCUCGCGCGCGCACGGCAGGCUCCGUCUCCCUCCGUCGCCGUCCGUCCCCGGAGGCAGAGCAAGAAAGUCGUUGGUGCAAGAAUGGGGCGCAAAAGUGACCUGGCUGACCAGCUGCAGGAGGAUGGCACGAGUGCUGUUGCUGAUGAAUAUGAAGAAUGCAGUGAAGAAGAAGAACCAUUUGAACGUGAAUUCUACGAUGAUGACGAUGAUGACGACGACAAUGUGGGUGAGCCAGAAACAAAAGCUGCGGAUCCUUGUGAAGAUCCUUUGGCAGAAGAAGAGGAGGCUAAUGGAGAGGAACCUUGCGAUGGUGCCACCCCACUUGAAGAUGAGGAUGCCAGUUACGAUGAACCUUUUGUUGAUGAACUCUGUUAUGAAGAAGACAGUGGCGAGCAGGACUCGUAUUAUGCGGAGCCUUUCACGGAUCAGCUCUGUGAAGUGGAGCCAUGUGAUGUUGAGGUGGCUCGCGAGGAGGAAUUUGGGAGGAAGUACUGUCCUGUUCAGGCUAUCAAGAAGGAACAAAAUGAGGAAGAGGUCCUAAAACGGACACUGAGAAAGGGCAGCAGCCAUGAGCACAAGGCGGUACCAGUGACUGAUGAAAUCGAAUUGAAGCCGUUCAAGAAACGAUUGUCUGUCAGGUUUGCUACUGAUGUAUCUUGUUACACAUACAGUACUGAAAGUUUUGGUGCUGCCAAGUUGGAGAAAAGGAAAGCUCUGUUUGAUGACCAGGACAGCCACUUGUGUAAGAGGCAAGAACACACAGUUUCUUUGUCUCAGGACAGUGUCACGCUGAAAGAAGUGGAUGACACUAACCUGUAUGUGGGUAACCUGCCAACUUCUGUGACUUCUCACAAGCUCAUCGAGCUAUUUCUACCUUUUGGACGAAUCGUUCGAUCAAAAGUGGCGGAUGAUCGUUUCACUGGUUUAAGCCAGGGAUAUGGCUUUGUGAAGUAUGCUGAACCUCGUAGUGCCACAGCAGCUAUUGAACGCAUGAAUGGGCGCCUGGUUGAUGGGAAAACAUUAGAGGUUAGGGUAGCUGGACCUCCAACAUCAGUAUUCUAUCCAUCCAUGCAAGCUGUGUCAGAAGCUUGCAGUCUGCCAUCAAAGGAAGUUGACCCGUGUAGGCUGUAUGUAUGCAACCUCCCCUUAUCCAUGGACACUCUGAAGCUACUCGAGCAUUUUCUGCCUUUCGGGAAAGUAACUGAUAUAAAGGUACCCAGGGAUCAAGCCACAGGUUUAAGCAAAGGAUAUGGCUUUGUGAAGUACUCUGAUUCUCAUCAUGCAGCUCAGGCCAUCACCAAUUUGAAUGGGUUUCUGGUUGAGGGUAAAAAGAUAGAUGUUCGAGUGGCUGAGGUCUCUUCAACCAGAACCAUCAAGGAAAUCGACAUGGCGAAUCUAUAUGUCUGCAACAUUCCUGCAUCCAUUGACACAGAUAAGCUGGUUGCGCUUUUCUCGCCAUUUGGUAAGAUUACCCAUGCGAGAGUGGCUGCGGACCAAGGCUAUGGCUUUGUCAAAUUUGCCGAUUCUCAAUGUGCUGCCGAGGCUAUUGCACUAAUGAAUGGAUCACUGGUUGAAGGGGAAACUCUAAUUGUCAGAGUCGCAGGCCUUUCACCACUUGCAUCCAGCUCAGUUGUACAAGGCUCACCAAUUCCCUCGCUAGAAAUGAAGAAAUCUAGACUGUACGUCACUAACCUUCCGCGGUCGAUGAACGCUGAUAAGCUGGUUGAGCUUUUUAUGCCCUUUGGUAAGAUCAGCAAGGUUGUGAUCAAUCUGGAGUAUAGCCUAGUGUACUAUGCAGAUUCAGCAUCAGUGACCACGGCUGUUGAACACAUGGAUGGGUACCUGAUUGGUGGAAAGAGUCUAGUAGUCAGGCGAUCAGACUCUUGUCCAACCGCUGCAGCAGGGCAUGCUCCUUUAUCAUCACAGUCAGCUGGUGGCAAGCCCACAAGAGAAAUUGACAUGGCCAACUUGUAUGUUGGUGGCAUCCCACCAACAGUAACCGACAAUCAGUUGGUCGAGCUUUUCCGGCCAUUUGGACAAAUUGUGCAAUCUAGGAUGUUUCUUGGGUAUGGCAUGGUGAGGUACAGCGAUCCUUCAUCUGCUGCUGCUGCAAUCGAUCGAAUGGACGGUUACCAAAUCGGAGCAAGUACCCUGGCUGUGAGAGUAGCAGGCCUUCCUAAUAUAAUGCCUCGGGCGGAUUGUCUAACAGCACCGCAGGCGCCUCCUGGCAAUGAGCAGAAAGAGGUAGACUUGACCAACCUAUAUGUAGGCCAUCUCCCGCUCUAUAUCACCACAGAAAGGCUGACCGAGAUCUUUCUGCCAUGCGGCCAAAUCACUCAAGCAAAGGUAGUCGUUGACCGGUACACCGGAGUGAGCAAGGGAUUCGGAUUCGUCAAAUUCGCCGAUACUUAUGCUGCUGCUGCGGCUCUGAGUUACAUGAACGGUUACCUGCUGGAGGGGCACAUCUUGGCCGUCAGAAUAGCCAAUGUUCAUCCGAGUGAUAUGGGCAGCUACAUGGCGCGUCUCUACUCCCAGUUCAAAGUCCCUGACCCCUCUACCAUGGCGGUUGGAGUGCCAACAUCGUCGUAUUGGCCACCGUGCUAUUCUGCUGAAUCAGCUUACGCAGAGAAUUAUCGGGGGCAGGGAACUGAUGCUGCUGCUUCUCAAACGUCUCAGCUGCCUGAAUCUGUGUCAGCCAGUUCAUCAUUUGCUGCUGAAAGGGAUUGGUCUCCUGUGUCAAGCCAUGUCGCCGACAGCUCUCAGCAGCAGCCUUCAGCAGGCUGGGCCGGUCCGCCUGGCUUCGAGCCCCUCCAUGCGCAUGCGGCAGUCUCUCCUCCUCCGCCAGUGGUACCUUGGGCUGGCCCGCCAGGCUUUGAGCCCCAUUCCAUCCCCAAGAAGAAAGAUGGCGCCACCGCGACAAAACCUUCCCAGCCUUGCUCCAAGGUCCAUCUGGCAGAGUCAGGAGGCAGCCAGAAAAGGCGUUCCAUCGUCUAGCACCAUCUGCUUCCUUCAGGGCACACUUGUGGUCCAUGGAGCCCUCAAUCGCCCCCAGAUGAUGUUCUCUUGUGCUCAGUGGAUCUCUUGCAUUGCUUCUGGCAGAAAGAAAGACCCAUGUGCUAAUUAGCAUCAGUUGGUUUAGCCAUGUACUUAACUAGUACUGUAGUAGUAGACUUUGGUAGUUAGGGCGAGCUCGAGCUGGCUGGUAAAAUGAAGAAACUUAAUUGUCAGUGUAAUCGUAUUGUUAAUUAACCUGCAUGCAUAUAGCAGCCUUGCAUGGUUAUUUGUGAUGCCAACUGAUGAGCACCAUUUCACCAGUUAAGUAAGACGGUUAAGGUUCCAUUCCCAUGCUAUCAAUGCUUGCUGGUGUGAUGCAUUCUGAACUUUUAACUAUGCUAUCAAUGUAUUAUUUGUUCAGUCAA
Molecule: messenger RNA, 3592 nt
Organism: Aegilops tauschii subsp. strangulata
Lineage: Eukaryota; Viridiplantae; Streptophyta; Magnoliopsida; Poales; Poaceae
Biological process (GO): chloroplast rRNA processing
Cellular component (GO): ribonucleoprotein complex; chloroplast thylakoid membrane
Molecular function (GO): mRNA binding
Source: RefSeq, a predicted model, not a curated record